AAACAACGGUAGCUGCUGGUAGCUAAGCGGAGAGAGGAGAGGUGCGGACACGGAGCCCAGUUCCUCACGGCAUCGCGACAAACACGCCUGGCACUUUCCGUCCGACUGUGCCCUGUGGAUGCACGUUUGAGCAGUGCUAUCGUGCGAUGCAGUGACAGCUUGGCUGGUGAAUGUCUGUAGACUGUCUGUGCGUGGUGUUCCUGGAGAUAUUCUGUUGGGGGUAGAGGACGGCGUGAGUGGCAGACCUCCCUUUGAGUCAGCUUGUGUCUGAUCGGUGAUCUCCUGCCAGGGAGACAGCAGCUGCUACAAGCCCUUCACCUGACCCCUCCCCCCUCCCCACUGCCACCAUGGUGCUGUCACAGAGGCAACGAGAUGAACUAAAUCGAGCGAUAGCUGAUUACCUUCGUUCCAAUGGAUAUGAAGAGGCGUAUUCAGUUUUCAAGAAGGAGGCGGAAUUAGACAUGAACGAGGAAUUGGAUAAGAAGUAUGCUGGUCUUUUGGAAAAGAAAUGGACUUCAGUCAUCAGAUUGCAGAAGAAGGUAAUGGAAUUGGAAUCAAAGCUUAAUGAAGCAAAAGAGGAAAUCACUUUAGGAGGACCUAUAGGACAGAAACGAGACCCCAAAGAAUGGAUCCCCCGUCCCCCAGAGAGAUAUUCUCUGAGUGGCCAUAGGAGUCCUGUCACCAAGGUCAUCUUCCACCCUGUCUUCAGUGUUAUGGUGUCUGCUUCAGAGGAUGCCACAAUAAAGGUCUGGGAUUAUGAGACUGGAGACUUUGAGCGUACCCUGAAGGGCCAUACAGACUCUGUGCAGGACAUCUCUUUUGACCAGACUGGAAAGCUGCUGGCCUCCUGCUCAGCAGACAUGACCAUCAAACUCUGGGACUUCCAGGGCUUUGAGUGUAUCCGGACCAUGCAUGGACAUGACCAUAAUGUUUCAUCUGUAGCUAUAAUGCCCAAUGGAGAUCAUAUAGUAUCUGCCUCAAGGGAUAAAACCAUUAAAAUGUGGGAGGUGGCCACAGGGUACUGCGUGAAGACAUUUACUGGCCACAGAGAGUGGGUGCGCAUGGUACGGCCCAACCAAGACGGCUCCCUUAUUGCCAGUAGCUCCAAUGACCAGACGGUGCGCGUGUGGGUGGUAGCCACGAAGGAGUGCAAAGCCGAGCUGAGGGAGCAUGAACACGUGGUGGAGUGCAUCUCCUGGGCUCCUGAGAGUGCCCACCCGACUAUAUUAGAGGCCACUGGCUCUGAGACAAAGAAGAGUGGGAAACCUGGACCUUUUCUGCUGUCCGGCUCCAGAGACAAGACUAUCAAAAUGUGGGACGUCAGCACUGGCAUGUGCCUUAUGACUCUGGUUGGCCAUGAUAACUGGGUGCGUGGAGUGCUCUUUCACCCUGGUGGAAAGUUUAUUGUGAGCUGUGCCGAUGACAAGACUUUGAGGGUCUGGGACUACAAAAACAAGCGCUGCAUGAAGACCUUGUGUGCCCAUGAACAUUUUGUUACCUCUCUGGAUUUCCACAAGGCUGCUCCGUAUGUGGUCACCGGGAGUGUAGAUCAGACAGUAAAAGUGUGGGAAUGUCGCUGAUCUUACCUGCAGGACACCACAGCUACCAUGCCUCCUUUACUCCUGACCCAUUCCACCCCGUACUCCACCUCCUCUGGAUGCACUCGACCUAAUGGCUCUGGUUCAAUAACUCUUGUCCUUUCAUGUAAAUUAUUCAGGAUGUUGAUUGAGCUAUUAAAUGUUACACACACACACACACACACACACACACACACACACACACACACACACACACACACACUUACACACACACACAAGUAGUAUUCUUGCAUGGUGAAUCCAAAAUUGUAUACUGUAAAUUUACAUAACGUUGUCUAGAAGUACCAUAGGUUUAACACAGGCUGAACUUUCAUUCAGCCUACUGAAGGCAUAAACUGACGGGGUUAAUGUAGGGCGCUAUACUGAUAAAUUAUGACAGUGUUGUCCUUGUUUGUCGUCUUUUUUUUUCUUUCUCCUUCCCUUCCCGAAUUUUAUUUUUUGAUGUUAGUUUUUUUUUUUACUUUGGAUACCUUUCUUUUUGUUUGGUUUCGUUUGUUGUUUGUUUUUACCUGUCACUGUUGUGGUCUAUUGGUGCCUAGCUUGAUGACCUUUUGAGGGGGAAAGACAACAAAAAGGAAUACCUAUAAUCCUUAGAUGGCGACUUGUCUAUGGGGCUUGUUUUCAGAAUAAUCUGUAGCUUUGUAACAUCAUUUCUGAAGUGUGCUUACCAUUCUCUUAUUGUGGACCUAGAUCUUUUAACAGCUGCAUCCUAGAGUGAUUCAAACUGUUGUCUUGAAAUAUUAGGGAAUAAAUCUUUGUAUACUUGUCAUGAAAUGUCCUACUGAGAAAAACCUAGACAUGUGAUCUGAAGGGCUGAGAGAAGAACCUUACUUGGCAGUCUGCAGACUAAAAUUCCUUUUUUUUUUUUUUUUUUUUUUUUUUUUUUUUGCAGAGACAUGCCAGGCUAAAUAGUGGGCAGCAAGAUAUAUUCUUUAUUUUCUUGUUUUUAAAAAAUAAAGGGCAUGUAUAUAAGUAAGCAAAAAACGUUUGUGAAGAUUUGACCCAUGUUAGCUUUUGUCUUCAGAAGCACUUUGACAAGUGCUUUACAAACAACAAAAAUGUCUAGAAAGUGCUUGAAUUUGGCCAUUGGGUGCUCUGACGAUGUGUUUAAAUAACUCCUUGACUUUAAAGACCUCCUUCUCACUGAGUUGAGUUGAUGUAUUCUUGGCUUGUGUUUCUACUCUGCAAGAAUCAUGUAGACCUAACAUUUAAAUUGUCUUGUUGCCCCUUUUGGCAGAUAAUAGCAGGUGUUCCUGUAUAAUGUAAAAGUAGCCCUCAGCUUUCACCUAAGAGACACAUGACAAGGGCUCAAAGUAUUCCCCAGCAUUGUCUAAGGGAUGAGCAAAGAUUUUCUUGAAAGUGAAAGCCAGUUGAAAUCAGAGCUAAGUUUGCCACUGUAGGAAACUCAAUUCCGUACUGACUGACAGGUUAAUGGUAAUUUUUGUUUGUUUGUUUUUGUUAGAGGAAUCUAACAAAAUGCUAGCAACUGUUAUGCUAUUUGUUGGCUGUGCUCUCUGUAGAAAGGCUUGAUGGAAGCUUCUACUGUAAAGGGGUUUUCACGUGGUAGACCACAGCUGCUCUGGCCCAACAUGGGCACUAUCGGCCCAAAGAGGAGCAGAGCGCUAGUGACUCUGUGAGCAUCCCAGCAGGAAAACAUCACAAGUUCUCAAGCUAUUACUGAUGUCUUAUGAGUAGCACAUUCUCUCUUGUUCAUCUUGCAAUCUGUGUGGAUAAAUGUAAAACAGACACUAUGGGAAAUGAUUUAAUACAUCCCAAAAAUGGAGAAAAACCAUUCCAUAUCUUGUUUAAAAAAAAAAAAGAAGCCUGCCUAUGUUUGGCAGAAAAAUUUAAAAUUGAAAAAGGAAAAAAAAAAAAAAGUUGCACAUCCCUUCUCUCGUUAGACCUUUGGUUCCACCUGACUGGAGGUUAAAGCAAUUUAAGACAUUAAUAAAUGCAUAAACAUAUCGUUUUAAUUAGCUUUUUCAUUACAAUGCAAUUAUAUAAUAAAGAAUUCCACUGCUUAACCA
Electrophorus electricus (electric eel) is the source of this 3625-nucleotide messenger RNA. It is a transcript of the gene pafah1b1a, whose product is annotated as platelet-activating factor acetylhydrolase 1b, regulatory subunit 1a. Gene Ontology annotation, biological process: retrograde vesicle-mediated transport, Golgi to endoplasmic reticulum; intra-Golgi vesicle-mediated transport; intracellular protein transport. Gene Ontology annotation, cellular component: COPI vesicle coat. Gene Ontology annotation, molecular function: protein binding. Lineage: Eukaryota; Metazoa; Chordata; Actinopteri; Gymnotiformes; Gymnotidae. The record is from RefSeq and is a predicted model, not a curated record.